Messenger RNA from Thalassophryne amazonica, 1137 nucleotides. It is a transcript of the gene guca1b, whose product is annotated as guanylate cyclase activator 1B. The transcript is spliced from 4 exons. Gene Ontology annotation, cellular component: photoreceptor inner segment; cone photoreceptor outer segment. Gene Ontology annotation, biological process: visual perception. Gene Ontology annotation, molecular function: calcium sensitive guanylate cyclase activator activity; calcium ion binding. The record is from RefSeq and is a predicted model, not a curated record. The coding region runs from base 215 to 808 and encodes 197 amino acids. NCBI's taxonomy places the organism in Eukaryota, Metazoa, Chordata, Actinopteri, Batrachoidiformes, Batrachoididae.
GGUGAUUUGACACAAUAGAAAGCCUAUGACAAUUCAGCUCAUUUAGACUUUCAUGUCAGUUUGAUUAUUUUAGUCGUGUUUGAUUUGCACGGGGGGCGCUGAAGUUACCAGACAGAUAACUCAAGUAACUUGUAUGAGUUUGUGAGAGUAGACAGUUCUGUGUAAUGUGAGAAAUCAUUUCAGCCUUAACAUUCUCACUUAAAGUACUUCCACAAUGGGUCAGCGCCUAAGCGAGGACAGUGACCCAGACAAGGAGAUCGACGUGGCAGAGCUGCAGGAAUGGUACAAAAAAUUUGUGGUGGAAUGUCCAAGUGGAACUCUCUUCAUGCACGAAUUCAAGAGCUUCUUCGGCGUUACGAACAACAAGGAGGCUGCGGAUUACAUUGAAAACAUGUUUCGAGCCUUUGACAAGAAUGGAGACAACACCAUUGAUUUUCUGGAGUAUGUAGCAGCCUUGAACUUGGUCCUGAGGGGUAAAUUGGAGCAUAAGCUUAAAUGGACAUUCAAAAUGUACGACAAAGAUGGCAGCGGAUGCAUCGAUAAGACGGAGCUUCUUGAAAUUGUUGAGUCUAUUUACCGGCUGAAAAAAGCCUGCCACGGCGAGCUGGAUGAAGAGUGCAAUCUGCUGACCCCAGAUCAAGUGGUUGAUCGGAUAUUCGAGCUGGUGGACGAAAACGGAGAUGGGGAGCUCUCGCUGAAUGAAUUUAUCGAUGGAGCGCGGCGGGACAAGUGGGUGAUGAAGAUGUUGCAGAUGGACGUCAACCCCGGAGACUGGCUCGGUGAGCGGAGACGCAGCGCCGACUUCUAGGGCUUGAACAAGGACACUUCUAUACCCUCUUUCACACACAACCUUUGAGUGUGACUGGGAUUUUAUAACUGUUGCAGUUUCUAAAAACAAUCACACAGUCACCCUAGCAUUGUAUACCGUUAUAUACUUUUGAUGUAGGGCCACAAAAAUGUAUUUUCUUAAAUUUGUGCUGAUAAAAAGGCUGUCUUUCUGUCUGCUCUGGUUCAGGCGAUGCAUUCAAUUGAGUUUAUGAGCAACAGAAACCUGUAGAUUUGAUCUAUUUAUUGCCACCUCUUCUAUGUUACUUAUGUGUCUCUAUGUUGUAGAUGCUGCAGAUAUGAAGCAUGUUU